This is a messenger RNA of Rhododendron vialii, 2176 nucleotides long. RefSeq lists its product as uncharacterized. The transcript has 2 exons. NCBI's taxonomy places the organism in Eukaryota, Viridiplantae, Streptophyta, Magnoliopsida, Ericales, Ericaceae. The coding region runs from base 368 to 1906 and encodes 512 amino acids. Gene Ontology annotation, molecular function: protein dimerization activity. The record is from RefSeq and is a predicted model, not a curated record.
AGAAGGAAAUUUCAAAUAGAAGUGCAAUUAUUGUGGUGUAACAAAAAAUGGUUCAUAUACAAAGGUGAAAGCUCAUUUGUUGAAAGUUACCGGAGAAGGGGUAGCGGCUUGUGAGGUUGUAACAAGUCCAGAAGUUGCAAAAUUUCAUAAAUUGAUUGAAGAAGAGAAAGCAAAAGCGGAAAAAUCCCAACCGAAUAAAGUUCCAUUGCCUCCUUCUAGUGCCUCUCUUACGAGCACAAGUUUCAAUGAAACACAAGGAGGCUUGGGAUCGAAAAAGAGGAGGGCAAAUACUAGUGAAAGUGAUAAUCCUGUCAUUAAAGCAUUCAAUGUUGGGGCUCGGGACCACUUACAUAGCGAAAUUGCUCGAAUGUUUUACUCCAGGGGAUUGCCUUUCAACUUGGCAAGAAAUCCACACUAUGUUAGUUCCUACAUGUAUGCUGCGAAUCAUAGCAUACCCGGAUAUAUACCACCGGGGUACAACUUGUUGAGAACUAGAUUGCUUCAAAGGGAAAGGGCGAAUAUUGAACGGUUGUUAGAUCCUAUUAAAGGGACAUGGAAGGAGAAGGGCUUGACGAUUGCAAGUGAUGGUUGGAGUGAUUCUCAAAGAAGAUCUUUAAUUAACUUUAUGGCAGUCACCGGAGAUGCACCUAUGUUUCUUAAAGCUGUUAAUUGUGAGGGGGAAAUAAAGGAUAAACAUUUCAUUGCUUCAUUGAUGAAGGAGGUAGUUAUUGAGGUUGGGCCUAAGAAUGUGGUUCAAAUUGUUACAGACAAUACUGCAAAUUGUAAGGCGGCGGGACAAAUAAUUGAAGCCCAAUACCCUCACAUCUUUUGGACUCCUUAUGUAGUGCACACUCUAAAUCUUGCCUUGAAGAACAUUUGUGCCGCGAAAAACAUUGAGAAUAACUCACUUGUGUAUGAUGAGUGUAGUUGGAUUACUAUUGUCGUUGGUGAUGCAAGUUGCAUCAAGAAUUUCAUAAUGAAUCACUCGAUGAGAUUGGCUAUUUUUAAUGAGUUUGUUUCUUUGAAGUUGCUUUCGGUUGCCAAGACUCGCUUUGCUUCAUCCAUUGUAAUGCUUAGGAGGUUUAAGCUCAUCAAGCAAGGUCUUCAAUCGAUGGUAAUUAGUACUCAAUGGAAUUCUCAUAGGGAGGAGCAAGGGGCUUCAUUUGUGAGGGAGACUUUGUUGAAUGGGAAGUGGUGGGAUAAAGUGGACUACAUUCUAUCAUUUACGGCACCUAUUUAUGACAUGCUUAGAGAAUGUGACACGGAUAAGCCUACUCUUCACUUGAUUUACGACAUGUGGGAUAAUAUGAUUGAGAAAGUGAAGUGUGUCAUUUACAAGCAUGAAGAGAAGCAUUUGGAAGAUGAGAGCGAAUUUUAUGAUGUUGUUCAUAAAAUUAGGUGGAACAAGAACAAUACACCACUUCAUUGCUUGGCACAUGCUCUAAAUCCAAGGUAUUAUAGUGACAUAUGGCUUGAAGAGGAUCCAAAGCAAGUUCCUCCACACAAGGAUGAAGAGGUCACGAAUGAGAGAAAGAAAUGCUUGAAAUGGUACUUAAAUGAUUCCACGGAGCGUACCAAAGCCAAUAUGGAGUAUGCCAAGUUCUCAACUAAGGAGGGGUCAUUUUCCGAUGUUGAUUCUAUUGAAGAUAGAUAUAAUAUGGAUCCUCAUAGUUGGUGGGUAAUUCAUGGUGCAUCCGCCCCGAUUCUUCAAACUUUGGCCUUGAAGAUUCUCACUCAACCUUCUUCUUCUUCAUGUUGUGAGAGAAAUUGGAGUACAUACUCCUUCAUCCAUUCAUUGAGAAGGAACAAAAUGACCCCUCAACGGGCGGAGGACUUGGUGUAUAUUCAUAGUAACCUCCGUCUUUUAUCAAGGAGAAGUCCACAAUAUUGUAAUGGGGUAACUUAGAUGUGGGAUAUUGCGGGAGAUUAAUUUGGCUCACUUGAUGAUGUUGGGAUGCUUGAGGUUGCAAACCUCUCACUUGAUUAACCCGAAAUGGAGGUUGUAGUCUUCACGGACGAUGGAGAUGGUGACCAAGCCAAUAGCGAUGAAGAAGUGAUAGAAGUUGGGUCUAAUUGAUAUUUGGACACGUGGCUGUUUAGUUUGUAGAACUAUGGAUGUUUUCUCUUUUGAUUGGGUUGUAUUAAAUCUAUGACUAUGGAUGUUUUGUUUUGCUUU